Messenger RNA from Schistosoma rodhaini, 710 nucleotides. Lineage: Eukaryota; Metazoa; Platyhelminthes; Trematoda; Strigeidida; Schistosomatidae. The record is from the annotation of a GenBank genome assembly.
CCAUGUGAGGGCUUGUCUUGUGACACAGUUGAAUGAUUUCCUCAAUGUGUGUCCUAUCCACAUAAACGCCUGAUCAUGUAUUCCUACUGAUCUCUCUAAUACAGAAAUCUAGAUCUGAUCAACUUUAAAUAUUAUAACCAAUCAAUAAAAUUAACCAAUAUCUCUUUUCGAAAAAUAUAUAUAUUCAAUUCAUUGAUAAUCUAUACAUAAAUUACAUUAAACGGUGUGAAAAAUCGAAUAUUCUGAUUAGUACAAUCCAUAGAACCUUUAUUACUCCUAUAAGUGUUAACAUAACUUACCAUUUGUCAGUAUAUAUUGGCUAAUCCGUUUUUUUUUCUUUUUUUCUUUUUAAUACAUUUUAUACUAUUCAUUACAAUUAGUAUUUAGAAUGAAUGUAGUUGGUAUAUUGUUAAUGGUAAUAUUACUUGGAUUUAAUUGUCAAUCACAAGAUACGCCAUGUUCAUGUUCAGCUGGUUGUCCCAAUUGCCGAAAUUGUAAAGGAUGUCCUGGUUGCCCGAUAUUUCCGGAUCCUUUUCCUGGAAUAACAACAUGUCUAUAUAAAAUUUAAUUGUUACUCUAUUUCAGAUUGUAACAACUUUAAUAUAUAGUAAAUAAUUUUAACAUAAAUACACUCAUUUCUCAUUAUUUAUGAUUUCAUUUUAAAAAUUAAAUUUGUAAAAUACUCUUGUGGUGUGGUCUACUUAUAUCUA